Molecule: messenger RNA, 3176 nt
Organism: Trichomycterus rosablanca
Lineage: Eukaryota; Metazoa; Chordata; Actinopteri; Siluriformes; Trichomycteridae
Gene: ift88
Product: intraflagellar transport 88 homolog
Exons: 28
Coding region: 180-2744 (854 amino acids)
Biological process (GO): intraciliary transport; kidney development; non-motile cilium assembly
Cellular component (GO): ciliary basal body; centriole; non-motile cilium
Molecular function (GO): kinesin binding
Source: RefSeq, a predicted model, not a curated record
UCUGUUAGUGUACACAAGAGUCAGCUCGGAUAAACACCGAUAGCGGUGAUAACGCUGUGGGAAAGACAACAUUUUACGUAUAAGAGGACUGUUUAUUCCAAACUAAGAGCCACUGUAGGUGUGCUAACUCAAUGUGUUUAGAAAUCAAUUAUUUGACUUUUUUGCUGUUGUAAACGUCUAUGAUGGAGAACGUUCAUCUUGUGGCAGAGGAUGAAGAUGACCUCUACACUGGUUACAAUGACUACAAUCCAGCAUUUGACUCAGAGGAGCUGGACAAUGAUGCUGGCUUUCAGCAAGCUGUCAGAACUAGUCAUGGCAGGCGGCCUCCUAUGACUGCAAAGUUUCCUGGUCCCACCACUGGGGGAAGAACAAUAGGAACUUCCUUUGGCGCAGAGAGUGGUCAGGGUGAGGCAGGUGGCAGACUUUUAAAGUCACGGAUACCUAUGGGUACAUCAGUGGGAAGGCCAAUGACUGGAGCAGUACAAGAUGGGGCUGCACGUCCCAUGACGGCAGUACGCGCAGCAGGAUAUUCGUCCUCUUUGACUAGAGGUUCAACCUUUGAUCCACUUGGACAAUCAAGAGGACCAGCUCCUCCAUUAGAAGGAAAAAAUGAAGACACGCCAGAAGAAAAGAUAAAAAUACUGGAAAAGAAGGUAAAUGAUUUGAUUGAGGAGAGCUGUAUGGCCCAUGCACAAGGAGAUCUACAGUUGGCUCUAGAAAAGGCCAAAGAGGCUAGCAGGAAAGAAAAGGCUUUGGUGAGACAAAGGGAACAAACUGGUACUGCAGACCACAUCAAUUUGGAUCUGUCCUAUUCAGCGCAGUUUAAUUUGGCAAACCAGUACGCCAAUAAUGACAUGAACACAGAAGCACUGAAUAUGUAUCAAGUCAUUGUGAAAAACAAGAUGUUCAACAAUGCUGGGCGGUUAAAAGUGAAUAUGGCUAACAUCUACUUUAAACAGAAGAACUACCCCAUGGCAAUUAAAUAUUAUCGUAUGGCUUUGGACCAAAUUUCAAAUGCACACACAGAGAUGAGGAUCAAGAUCAUGCAAAACAUUGGUGUCACAUUUAUACGUCUGGGCCAGUACUCGGAUGCAAUCACAUCUUUUGAGCACAUUAUGAGUGAAAGCCCAAACAUAAAGACAGGCUUUAACCUAAUCCUCUGCUACUAUGCCAUCGGAGACCGUAAAAUGAUGAAGAAAUCUUUUCAGAAACUAAUUUGUGUGCCCCUGGGCAUUGAUGAGGAAGACAAGUACAUCACUUCAAAUGAUGACCCACAUGCAAGCUUAGUAAUAGAAGCUAUUAAGAAUGAUCAGCUUCAUCAAAUGGAGAGAGAAAGAAAAGCACUGGCUGAGAAGUGCAUUAUGACAUCAGCAAAGCUUAUUGCUCCAGCCAUUGAGUCAACGUUUGCAGCUGGUUUUGACUGGUGUGUAGAUAUGGUCAAAAGUUCACCAUAUGUGGAGCUGGCCAAUGAUCUAGAGAUCAACAAAGCUAUCACCUACCUGAGACAGAAGGACUUCAACCAGGCAGUGGAGACACUAAAGACUUUCGAGAAGAAGGACAGUCGGGUGAAGAGUGCUGCUGCUACUAACCUUUCCUUUCUCUACUUUUUGGAGAAAGAUUAUGACCAAGCUGAUCGUUAUGCAGAAAUGGCUAUGAACGCUGACCGUUAUAAUCCUGCUGCCCUCAUUAACAAAGGCAAUACAAUAUUUGUGAAGCAAGAUUAUGAGAAAGCAGCUGAGUUCUUUAAAGAAGCACUGCGUAAUGACUCCUCCUGCACAGAGGCUCUGUAUAACUUAGGUCUAACCUAUAAGAAGCUUGGACGCCUGGAAGACGCUCUUGACUGCUUCCUAAAGCUUCAUGCCAUACUUAGAAACAGUGCUCAAAUUAUGUAUCAGCUGGCCAGUAUAUAUGAGAUGUUGGAGGAUCCCCAUCAGGCUAUUGAGUGGCUUAUGCAGCUCAUCAGUGUCACUCCUACUGACCCUCGGGUGCUGGCUAAGCUGGGAGAGUUGUACGACAAUGAGGGUGACAAGUCACAAGCCUUCCAAUACUAUUAUGAGUCUUUUAGAUACUUUCCUUCAAACAUUGAAGUCAUUGAAUGGCUGGGAGCAUAUUAUAUUGACACCCAGUUCUGUGAAAAGGCAAUUCAGUAUUUUGAGAGGGCAACACUUAUUCAGCCUAAUAAUGUUGUAUGGCAGUUGAUGAUGGCUAGCUGUUACAGGAGAAGUGGAAAUUAUCAGAAAGCACUUGAGACAUAUAAGGACAUUCAUCGCAAAUUCCCUGAAAAUACAGAAUGUCUACGAUUCCUUGUGAGGUUGUGCACAGAUAUGGGCUUAAAGGAGGUACAGGAAUAUGCCACCAAGCUCAAGAAAGUGGAAAAGAUGAAGGAAAUUAGAGAGCAGAGGGUGAAGUCAGGAAGGGAAAGCAGCCUUCGAGGCCGAAGAGAAGGUAGUGCCAGUAGUGCCUCUUGCUCUGAGAUGAACCACAGCCCUGUACUGGAGCAUGCCAGAGACAGUGGACAAAGCAGCUAUGGUACCAGUGCCAAGGGAGAGCGGCUAAGUGCCAAGUUAAGGUCACUUCCCGGCACCCACGAACCAUAUGAGGCAACCACCCCAGAAAACAUAGAUGCUUCGUAUAUUGACCCUUUGGGACCUCAAGCGGAAAGACCAAAGACUGCAGCAAAGAAACGCACAGAGGAAGAUGAGUUUGCAGAUGAAGAGUUGGGGGAUGACCUGUUACCAGAAUGAUUUAUCAAAUAGAAUUCUGUUGUGAUUAAUAUGUAAGCAAAGCUAUGUAGCAAGUUGAUGAUCAUUAUAGAACAUUCAUAGAAAUAUACUACAUGACCAAAGGUAUAUGGACACUUGAAAACACAUCCAUGUGCUUGUAGUAAAUAACAUGGGAUAUCUGGCUCUAUAGUCCCAAGAGCAUAGCUCAGUGUGCUUUACACCACUCCAGCAGACACUUGCUAUUGCACAUUGUAAUGUGCAAAGAACUGCAUACAUCUGCUGGAGAAAAUGACCAAGUGCAGAUUCUGGGGAGAGAGGCAUUGGUCCACUUAAAGAAAUAAAGUUCCAUCCCUUUUAGAUGCUUGGUUGCUAAGCUGUGUUGAUGGCUCAGGGUGGCCCAGCACAAUAUCUUUUGUUAUUUAGGAGUGAAUAAAUCUGUGUGCUGCCCUGUGA